Acipenser ruthenus (sterlet) is the source of this 1955-nucleotide messenger RNA. Its product is annotated as stromal membrane-associated protein 1. The transcript has 11 exons. Gene Ontology annotation, biological process: regulation of clathrin-dependent endocytosis. Gene Ontology annotation, molecular function: GTPase activator activity; metal ion binding. The record is from RefSeq and is a predicted model, not a curated record. The coding region runs from base 180 to 1577 and encodes 465 amino acids. Lineage: Eukaryota; Metazoa; Chordata; Actinopteri; Acipenseriformes; Acipenseridae.
UGUAGCAAUCGUUGUGGAUUAUAGUUCCGGUUCCGGGUGUUUCCUGGCUAUUGCUUCUCAUUCCUGCUGAUCAGGUUCAUAACCUGGGUAAUGACAGUGUCUUUAAGGCGUUUAGUCUAGCCACCAUUCUUUGGUAAAUUGCAUUGUUUCAUUUAAAGAAAACAGAUACCGGCUGAGAAAUGACGACGCGUUCAGAAAGGGAAAAGGCUCAGAAACUGAAUGAGCAGCACCAGGCCAUCCUGUCUAAAAUGCUGAGAGAAGAAGAUAACAAAUAUUGCGCUGACUGCGAGGCAAAAGGUCCAAGAUGGGCAUCCUGGAAUCUUGGUGUUUUUAUUUGUAUUCGAUGUGCUGGAAUCCAUCGAAAUCUUGGCGUUCACAUAUCCCGGGUCAAGUCAGUGAAUCUGGACCAGUGGACACAAGAACAAAUACAGAGCGUUCAGGACAUGGGAAACACCAAGGCAAGAAAGCUGUACGAAGCCAAUCUUCCAGAUAACUUCAGAAGACCACAAACAGACCAAGCAGUGGAAUUUUUCAUCAGGGAUAAAUAUGAAAAGAAGAAGUACUAUGAUAAAAAUGGCUUAAAUGGGACCACCACAUCUUCUGAUUCUGUUCUGCCCUCAGCAUCCUCUCCUUCCUUGCAAGCGGCAUCUGAGAAAAACAAGUUGGAGAAAGAAAAGGAGAAAAAGGAGGAAAAGAAGAAAGAAAAGGAAUCCGAGAGAGUAAAAAAGCCGGCUUCUUUUGAUGCAGUAAAAACCCUACAGAAGAAGGAAGAGAAGCAGAUAGAUAGCAGAGUGAGUCCUCUGAAAACUGCAGAACCUGCUAUUGAUCUUUUAGGACUAGAUGCUCCAGCUGUUGCUAAUGGAAGAAGCACCACGACUAAUGCACCUUUGAGUGAUGAUCUGGAUAUCUUCGGUCCUAUGGUUUCAAACCCACUUCCAUCUUCUACCACACCAUUUACUCAGACCACUUCCAGUAAGCCAGCAGCUACCACCUCUGCUGCAGUGUCAGGGGAUCUGGAUCUGUUUACUAAGGCAACCGCCAAAUCCGAGGAGUCAGCAAAGAAGCCCCUCUCAAAGGACUCUAUAUUAUCACUUUACAGCACCGGGAAUAUGCAGCAGCAGACAGCUCCUGCUGGCAUGUUCAUGGGACCAGCUCAGAUUCCAUUUCCUUCCCAACCUCCUGCAACUUUUCAAGGUUUCUCCAAUAUGGGAGCCCCUAUGCCUGCUUCCACUAGUAUGAUGGGACCUGUGAUGGGACAGAAUGCAGGGAUGAUGGUUGGCAUGGCGAUGCCUAACGGAUAUAUGGGCAACGCACAAACUGGAGUUAUGGGACUGCCUCAGAAUGUCGUGGGACCACAAGGCGGAAUGCCUGGAAAUGUGGUCAAUCCUCAAAACGUGUAUGGCAUGCAGGCAAAUCAGCAGGGCCAGUGGAACCCGAGUCAGAUGAAUCAGCAGAUGGCUGGAAUGAAUCUGGUUGGUCCCAGUCCCAUGAUGGGCUUUGGGCAGCCCGCAAACACGAUGGGAAACUGGACAGGAAGCACCUCAGGCCAGACUCUCAGUACUCAGCUGUGGAAAUGAAAUGGCAGACUCUGCUGUACCUGGAAUUCCUUGCUCUGCUGAAUACAGACUAUUUUACUUUAUCCAUGUACUAUUUUCUUGUUUCAAAUCGUUAAUAUUAUGGAGUAAAUCCACUCAGUCUGGUCAGUGUGUAUUGAUUGAGUGACUAGCUGGUUAAGUACACAGACUGGCAGCUUGUCCAUCUUCUCACAUCACAAACCCAUUUUCUUAAAGCAUAUCAGCGAGAGUCUGCCGGACCAAUUAUACAGUGUCUAAUAUAUCAUUACCAAAUCUAUAGUGAGUAAUAGUAUUUAAGUGGCAAAGCGAUAUGGCUAUCAUGUUUUGUGAACCCCUCCCUACAAAUAAUCCUAUAUAACCUCCAGUGACCCCAAAAUCCCA